Molecule: messenger RNA, 7705 nt
Organism: Canis lupus familiaris (dog)
Lineage: Eukaryota; Metazoa; Chordata; Mammalia; Carnivora; Canidae
Gene: FAM186A
Product: family with sequence similarity 186 member A
Exons: 8
Coding region: 165-7463 (2432 amino acids)
Source: RefSeq, a predicted model, not a curated record
ACCAGGACUGGAAUACCAUGGUUAUUAACAGGAUAAACCACAACCUCUGGGAGCAGGAAAGACCUCUUCUAGCUUCCUUGUGGACACCUUUAUUAGCAUUUGCCUAUAUUCUGUGAAAAAAGAAAUAAAAGAAAAUCAUUCAACUUUUCAAAAUAUUUAUCAAAAUGCAAAGUCAGAUAGACAGCGAAUCUGAAUCAGAAAAAGAAGUUGCGGAUUCCACCAUCAUGUACAGAAAAGCGUUUUAUAAAUCAGAAGUCCCUGAGCUGGAGAUCCCAUUUGCAGUACAGGAUAUCAUCUCUAGGAUUGAGCAAGCACAGCUUCAUCGAGCCAGAGAGGACAUUAAUAUUCAGCUGAAUGACAUACUGCUCAAUGUGCAGCGGAUAAUAAAUCGCUAUACUCUUGAUGAGAAUGUGCACUCUGGAAAAAAAAUCUCCCUUAUAGAACAUAAGAAACGGAGAAUAUAUUUCCUGGAGAAAAUAGUUACUUAUGCUAAGAAUGCUGAAAUUAGAGAAAAGAUUCUUGUGUAUAUCCUGGCCUGGUUGGAAGAAUGGAAUCUCAUUUUGUCUGAGAUAACUGCAAUGGAUAUUGAGGAACACCACCACUGGAUUGCACAAAUGGAGUUUUUACCAGAAACGUUCAAAGCUAUUGAGAGCAAUGUCAAGAUAUUGAGUAGAAUUAGUGUAUCUUUGUUUGAAGAAAGGAAGAGACAAAAGAAAAGAACAACAUCUAGAGGUACUCUAUGGAAAUCUUGGAAAGAAAGAGUUAUAAAGCGACCUGCAACAGCUCAUGCUUUAAGACCAGAUCAGAUGAUUAGUGAUGAAUUUGCAACAAACACAAAGGUUUCAGAAAUCCAAGAUAUGCUACAGGAACUCAUAAACACUACAAUGUUCAAUAAAUUGGAAAACAAUGCUAUUAAAUAUAUAUCAUCAACAAUAGUAAACCUAUCUAAAGCUUUGAGUACACUAACUGAUGAACUAAAAGUUUUUAACCUCCAAAGUGCCAGUAUGUACAUAAACGAGACAAAUGAAAAAGAAAAGGAGCUCUCCCUGAAGAUAAUGCGAGAGCUCAGUGAAAACAACGAGAUGCUUCAGCAGAAACUGCGAGAUGCAGAAGAAAAAUAUGAAUACCUUAUUCGGUCCAAAGGUGUUGUACAACCCCGAGGAGGUACAGCAUUGCCCACAUCACCCUUGAAUGUGUUACCUGAGCUUUCUUCACAAUCAUCCAUUGCUAUUAGCAAAGCUGACAGAGAAGACAGUACAGAUGAUAUUUUGGUUAAAGAAUUUGAAAAUAUUCUAGAUGAGGCCCAAACAAAAGGGACCAAGGGCUUGGGAAUCAAGUGGAACUCAACUAUUUCAUAUACAGCCCCAGUUGAAAUAACUCCAGAUUUAACUGAAGAGCAAUAUCCUUUACCUGAAAAAAAACAAAAAGAGGCUUCUGAAGAUAAGAUAUCACUGAAGAAAGGUGAUAUCCAUCAGAAAGAUGGGACUGACCAGCAUCAAUCACAGAAGAAAAAGCAAACUAAAGGCCCAUAUACACAUGAGACCUCUGGGUCAAAUCUGAGUGAUGAUAAAAGUAAAAAGAAAGCCUCAGAGACCAAAUUUGAUCAUCAUUUAGAACUACAGGCACUGGAAAAGAAGAGAAAAGAAAUAAAAUCCUUUUCUGAAGCCAAAUCAAAGCCAUCCACUGAAUCAAAAAGUCAACACGUCCUUGCUGAUUAUCCUACUGACACAAAAAGCCAACAUGGCAAAGGGGGAACAAAUAGUUUAUGGGAACAACUCAGGAAGGUCAAACCUGAGUAUUCACAGGACAGGAGCCAGAUUUCUUCAGAGAAUAAAGAGGAACCCACCACUGAGUCAGGGGACAAAGAAGGCAUGAGUGAGAUGAGCAGCCAAGAAGAGCAAUUCAGGUUGACUCAACUUGGUUAUUCCCCUCAGAAAGUGAAAACAAAAGGAAAGAAGCACCAAGACCCUCCAGCAACCAUCACAAGCAAACAGGGAAAACUUGAAGAGGACAUGUUGGUAUUCACGAAGAAAGUCAAGUCUCAUAGACUUGUUAAGUCACAAUCUAGGGUAACAGAGGAGACUUCAGAAUCUACCAGAGUUCUUGGAAGUGCAGAUGGCAAAAGUGAAGAGAGUAACUUGGAAGAAUUUCAAGAUGCCAUAAUAGCUUUCCUAAAAGAGAAAAUUGAUAACAUAGGAAAGCCUUUGGACAAAAAGAUUGUGCCAAAAGAGGAGUUAUUAUUAAAAGGAGCAGAGGUUGAAAAAUUAGGAAUCAUAAAGGCAAAAAUAGAGGAAUAUUUCCAAAAUGUGGCUGAAACUGUGACAAAAACCUUGAGAAAAUACAAAGAUAUAAAAAAUGUAGAACAAGUUGGAGAGAAACGUAUGAAACAAAAAAAGGAAGUCUCAUUUAUGCCAGGAUUGUAUUUUCAGAAGCCAAUUAGUGCAAAGCCUGAAAUUAGCACCUUAUUCUCAUCUAAGAGCAUGGACCCACUAACUGACAAUUUAAUACAAACAAUCUUGACUGAAAUAGAAGGGGAAAGAGAUGCUCCAGUAGCCUCAACAGUAGGGAGAGACCACAGAGAAAAGGAAAAACAAAGGCAGGAGGAAUAUAUGCAAGAAGGUCAAGAAAAAAUACUUGGUAAACGUCUCAAACACCAGUUGAAAGAAGAAGGGAGUUUCUGGAAGAAGAGCUAUGAGGUAAUAAAUAAAAAACCCCAGGAGGAAGAGUCAUGGCUCCAGAUGAAGGUAGGAAAGCAAGGACAACAAAAGCACAAACAGUGGCAGGAAGAGGAAAUAUGGAAGGAGCAGCAGAAACAGAGGAUGCAAAAGCGGACUGAGCAAGAAGAGGAGCAAAUGCAAAGAAAAGAGGAAGAAGAGUAUCAGCAGCCAAAACAGCAGAAGCUGGAAGCAUGGAAUGAAAAAAUGGAAAAACCAGUGGUGCCCUUGGAGAAGGAGAAAGGACAGCAGAAGGAAGUGAGAUAUCAAGAGCUGGAAAUUAAUUGGAAGAAAGAGAAGCAGAAGCCAAGGAGAAAUGCACAGGACCAUGAAGGGCAGUGGCAGAAAAAACCAAAGGAUCAGAUGAAGAUUAAUGAGAAAAACUCUGAAGAACGAGAAAAGAUGUUCAGCCAAACUUCAAUGACAUUGUUUCCCAAGUGGAAGAGCAUACCGAGAGUAACAUCCCAGUCACACCAAAGAAAAGAGUUCCUUGGGCGUUUUAAGACAUUACACAUUCCUGCUGAUGGAAAGCAUCCCAUCCCAACCACUCCUCUCUCUACACAAUUACCUUCACCAGAGGCCUUUCCCAUUUCUGGACACUCUCCCACAGGGUUCCCCACUCUAACUCCUCAACAGGCCCAGGCACCGGGCAUCACUGUUACCUCUCAAAAGGCAGAGGAGGCACUUGGAAUCACUGUCGCCCCAGAACAGGCCCAGGCACCAGGGAUCACUCUCACCCCCGAGCAGGCCCAGGCACUGGGGAUCACUCUCACCCCUCAGCAGGCACAGGAACGGGGGAUCACUCUCACCCCUCAGCAGGCCCAAGAACUGGGGAUCACUCUCACCCGUCAGCAGGUCCAAACACUGGGGAUCACUCCCACCCCUCAGCAGGCACAGGAACGGGGAAUCACUCUCACCCCUGAGCAGGCCCAAGCACUGGGGAUCACUCUCACCCCUCAGCAGGCACAGGAACAGGGCAUCAUUCUCACCCCUCAGCAGGCCCAGGCACCGGGGAUCACUGUCACUCCUCAACAGGCCCAGGCAGGGGGGAUCACUCCCACCCCUCAGCAGGCACAGGAACGGGGAAUCACUCUCACCCCUGAGCAGGCCCAAGCACUGGGGAUCACUCUCACCCCUCAGCAGGCACAGGAACAGGGCAUCAUUCUCACCCCUCAGCAGGCCCAGGCACCGGGGAUCACUGUCACUCCUCAACAGGCCCAGGCAGGGGGGAUCACUCUCACCCCUGAGCAGAUCCAGGCAAGGAGGAUCACUCUCACCCCUCAGCAGGCCCAAACACUGGGGAUCAGUCUCACUCCUCAGCAGGCCCAAGCACUGGGGAUCACUCUCACCCCUCAGCAGGCACAGGAACAGGGCAUCAUUCUCACCCCUCAGCAGGCCCAGGCACCGGGGAUCACUCUCUCUCCUCAACAGGCCCAGGCAAGGGGGAUCACUCUCACCCCUGAGCAGAUCCAGGCAAGGAGGAUCACUCUCACCCCUCAGCAGGCCCAAACACUGGGGAUCACUCUCACUCCUCAGCAGGCCCAGGCAGGGGGGAGAACUCACACCCCUCAGCAGGCCCAAACACUGGGGGUCACUCUCACGCCUGAGCAGGCCCAGGCACAGGGGAUCACUCUCACCCCUGAGCAGGCACAGGAAUGGGGGAUCACUCACACCCCUGAGCAGGCCCAGGCAGGGAGGAUCACUUUCACCCCUGAGGAGGCCCAAACACUGGGGGUCACUCUCACUCCUGAGCAGGCCCAGGCACUGGGCAUCACUCUCACCCCUCAGCAGGCCCAAGCACUGGGGAUCACUCUCACCCCUGAGCAGGCACAGGCACGGGGGAUCACUCUCACCCCUCAGCAGGCCCAGGCAGGGAGGAUCACUCUCACCCCUGAGCAGGCCCAAACACUGGGGGUCACUCUCACUCCUGAGCCGGCCCAGGCACUGGGGAUCACUCUCACCCCUCAGCAGGCACAGGAACAGGGCAUCAUUCUCACCCCUCAGCAGGCCCAGGCACCGGGGAUCACUCUCUCUCCUCAACAGGCCCAGGCAGGGGGGAUCACUCUCACCCCUGAGCAGAUCCAGGCAAGGAGGAUCACUCUCACCCCUCAGCAGGCCCAAACACUGGGGAUCACUCUCACUCCUCAGCAGGCCCAGGCAGGGGGGAGAACUCACACCCCUCAGCAGGCCCAAACACUGGGGGUCACUCUCACGCCUGAGCAGGCCCAGGCACAGGGGAUCACUCUCACCCCUGAGCAGGCACAGGAAUGGGGGAUCACUCACACCCCUGAGCAGGCCCAGGCAGGGAGGAUCACUUUCACCCCUGAACAGGAUCAGGCACUGGGCAUCAUUCUCAGCCCUCAGCAGGCUCAGGCACUGGGCAUCACUCUUACCCCUCAGCAGGUCCAGGCACAGGGCAUUACUCUUACCCCUGAGCAGUUCAAAGCAUUGGUGGUCACUCUCACCCCUGAGAAAUGCCACAGCUUAGGUAUCAGAGUCACCCCUGAGAACGUUCAGACAUGGGGGCCACCUCUCACUGUAGCACAGGGUUGGAAUUUUAGAGUCCCUCUUAGUCCUGAAAAUGUCUUGGUGUCACCUGUCACUUUUACACCUGAACAGAUCCAGGGUUUAUGUGCCCCUCUCUCUUUGGAACAGGCUGAAGCAUUAGGGAUUUCCGUCUCUCCAGAAUACUUCUGGAAAUUUGGGGUCCCUCUCACCUCAGAUAAAUUCCAUGCCUUAGAAUCUCCCCUUGAACAAGUCCAACCUUUGGGAGCCCCCUUCAUCCCAGGACAAUCCCAUCCCAUGGGUAUUACUCUCAUGUCUGAGGAAGUCCAACAAUCAAGUGAACAGCCCUCACCACUUGGGGCCCAUCCUCCUUUAGAACAUACCUUGAAAGUUGGGAUCAUUCCUGUUACUGAUAAAUCCAUUAUACCAGGUGCUUCUCACAUUUCCAAGCAGUUCCCCACAUUGGCUCCUUCCAGUCCUAGAUCAUCUCAGAGAUUAAAGGCUUCUGUCCUCCCUGGGAAAUCCAUUAUAUCAAGCCCCAGGCAAUCCCCAGCAUCUGCUCCUAUUUCUGAGAAGUCCUCUGUAUUUGAAGUCUUUUCUACUCCUUUGCAGAUAUCAAGGUCUCCUCUUUCCCAAGCCCCUGGGAAAUUGCUAGGAAUGAGAAUUCCUCCUGACCCUGGGAAGCUUCUGGCACCACAGACUUUUCCUUCCUCUAAACAGUCCCUGGUUUCUGAAGGUCAAUCCACCUCUGUUCAAUCUGUACCACCAAAAGUCCCUCUGCCUCCUGGGAAGCUUCCCACAGGUGAGGACCUUCCGACUUCAGGGCAGCCCCUUACACUAGAGACCCUUCUUAGUCCUAGGAAGUUCUUUACCUCUUGGAGUCCUCAGCUACCUAUGAUAUCAGAGUCCCCUUUUGCCCUCAGGGAGCCCCUUCUAUCUGGAACCCCACUCUCCUCUGCACAGAUGCCCAGUCUCUUGGCUCCUCUUUCUCCUAGGAAGCCCUUUGUUCCUGGGCCCUCUUCCACCCUUGAGGAGUUUCUGGAACCUAGACCCUUAACACACUUUGAGGAGCCCCAGGCAUUCCAGCCCCCUGCCACCUGUGAACAAUCUCCCUAUCUACGAGUCCCUUCCACCCUUGAGCAGCAUCAAGCUUCCCCACUGUGGAUCCCUCCCAUCCCUGGGCAUCCUCCAGCACUAUGGACCUCCCUAAAUCGUGGAAAGCCCCAGAAAGAUAUGUCCUCUUCUGUCUCUAAGGAAACGUUUCAGUCCUAUCUUACCAAUUACAGGACAGCAGUAUCACAAAUCCCCUACAUUGGUGGGAGAGCCCUUCCCAGUCUCAUGAAGCCUCUUACAACUAAACUACCUAAAACAUCACAGAUAUCUUCUAAAUGGGACCAGAAAACCCAGUUCCCCCCUAUAGAUAAGUCCUGGAUAUUGACUUCAGAUUCAGUUACCAAGAAACACAAGAUGAUGGUGCCCCCUUCCUCUUCCCAAGAGUUCAAAGAGCAGAGAUAUUUUGUUGAUGUGGAGGCUCAGAGAAAGAACCUGACACUCUUAAAUCAGGCCACAAAAUCUUUUGGACUCCCUUCACAGCUACACACAACAGCUGCGAAUCUCAUAAUUGAGACAUUGCAUACGGACAGAGUUCGGCUGGGAUACCUAUUCCGCAAGUACAUUGCUUACAGGCUGAUCCAGCGUGCAAGAAACAACAUAAUCAGACGAUUACAAGCUGUCCAAAACACUGGGAAAGGUUAUGAGACCCAGAACCUCUACAUAAUGCUGAGCAGAAUUGAUGACUACCAGAAAAAGGUGAUGCAGGUCUGGACUGACAAGCAGAAAUCUUUAGAGCAGAAACGGAAUCAGUGCCUGAGGAACACGAUGUCCUUAUUUAGCCAGCUUCAAAUGAUGUAUAAAUUGAAUCUUAGACAACCAAUCCCUUUGAUCAUCGACAAAAAGCAGAUACCUGCCUCUACCGAAUUUGUUCAACAGCCAUUCCUAGAGCUGCUAAUAGAAGAAGACAGGAAGUCUGACACAUUCAAGAAAUUUCGACAAGAUCAAAUGGGAGCUAUCUGGAAUACUGAUCUGUCGACUUCAAGCUACCCAAUAACAGAGAAGACAUCAAUACAUUUGCUCUGGGCCCAGCUGGGUGGGUACCCAGAUAUUCCUAUGCUACUCCAAUUAGAUGUUCAAUCUACCUUCAGAAAAUCUCUUGCAUCCAUUAAAUCACGAGGUGACUACAACUAAAAUUUCUCUUCUUGCCUGGAUGUGACGCUUGGAGCUACUGCAAUCUUUGGCAAUCCUGAGGUGAUAACCACAGGAUGAUAAGACGAUAUACCAGGAAUACAGAGAAGGAAAAUAAAUAAAACCCUGUCCUUGAUGACAUCUAGUUGCUAAAACAACCCUGAGUAUACUUGCCUCUGGGCUUUUGUUAGGUGAGCAAUAAAUGGCCUUAGUUGCAGACUUUCUUAGUCAGGGAUUCUGUCACU